CGCCCUGCGCGCCUCGGCUUCUUUCCGCCCGGCUCUUCCAGAGGCCCGGCGACUUCCUGGGCUGGGAAGCCAACCGAGGUUCGGGGGCAGCGGCGAGGGCUUGGGGCGAGUAAGGCCGAUGGUCCCUGCUGAGGCCCAAAGGGGGCGAACUCGCGAGAGUCUCGGGCGACCUGGGCCAAUCUCAAACUGGAGCUCAGCUUUUAGAAGAGAGACGCCCCAGCAAGCCUCUUUCGGGGAGUCCUAUAGCUCCUCACCUCCAUGGGCGAGACAGCCGUGGCGGGGGGCAGCAGCAGCACCCCCACCCCACAGGCCCUGUACCCUGACGUCUCCUGUCCCGAGGGCUUGGAAGAGCUGCUGUCUGCACCCCCUCCUGACCGGGGGGCCCAACGACGCCACGGUUGGAACCCCACAGACUGUUCAGAGAACAGCGAGGUCAAGGAAGGAGGGUUGUAGUUUGAGCGGCGGCCCCUGGCCCAGAGCACUGAUGGUGUCCGGGGCAAGGGGCUAUUCAAGAGGCCUGCACGCCUGGGAGAUCAGCUGGCCCCUACAGCAGAGGGGCCCGUAUGCCGUGGUGGGCGUGGCCACGGCCCGCGCCCCGCUGCAGACUAAGCACCACGCGGUGCUGUGGGGCUGGGACAUCGGGCGGGGGAAGCUGUACCAUCAAAGCAAGGGGCCCGGAGCGCCCCAGUAUCCAGCGGGAACUCAGGGUGAGCAGCUGGAGGUGCCAGAGAGGCUGCUGGUGGUUCUGGACAUGGAGGAGGGAACUCUGGGCUACGCUAUUGGGAGCACCUACCUGGGGACAGCCUUCUGGGGACUGAAGGGCAGGACCCUCUAUCCGGCAGUAAGCGCUGUCUGGGGCCAGUGCCAGGUCCGCAUCCGCUACCUGGGCGAAAGGAGAGGUGAAGCCUGGGGCAGAUGUGGGGAGAACUUUCUGUCCCUGGUGGCAGCGGUUUGGGAUGGAAGCUCUUCUGACAAGAGCAGAGGGGAUGGACCUUCAUCCAGCCUGCCUCUUACCUCUGUUCAGUGCUGGGAAAGGCUAGGGGUCUUUACAGCUGUUAUUUAAUCCAACAGCAUUAGAGGGGAAACGGGCUGGAGAAA
Molecule: messenger RNA, 1098 nt
Organism: Piliocolobus tephrosceles (Ugandan red Colobus)
Lineage: Eukaryota; Metazoa; Chordata; Mammalia; Primates; Cercopithecidae
Gene: SPSB2
Product: splA/ryanodine receptor domain and SOCS box containing 2
Exons: 2
Coding region: 119-1063 (314 amino acids)
Biological process (GO): proteasome-mediated ubiquitin-dependent protein catabolic process
Cellular component (GO): SCF ubiquitin ligase complex
Molecular function (GO): protein binding
Source: RefSeq, a predicted model, not a curated record